AUGUUAACCCGUAAUUGUAAAUUUAUCACCACUCAACUUAGCAACAUUCCUACUAUAGUUGGUUUUAAUGCACCUCAAAGUAUUCCACCUCAAAGUAUUCCACCUCAAAAUAUUCCACGUCAAUCCUCUCCACCCUCUUCUUUUUCUAAUGGAGCAUGGGGCGCAUUCAUACCACUAAAUAGAAACGAUCAAAUGAUCUACUUUACUGAUGCUAGUCAACAUUUAGGCUACGUAACGAACGAUGAUGGUCAAGUUAAUGUAAUACCAGUAUGCAUUGUCUAUAAGAUGAUAUCUAACGGUGUUCCAGUUGUAGUAAUCAAUAAUAAAAGUCAUGAAUCAUCAAAAAAAUUUUUAGUUGACAAAUAUAUAGUUGGUUUAAAUCAUGAACGCGAAUUAAAAGAUGGAACAGAAGUAAAAUUUCAAUCGGGUUCUUUUGGAACUUUCGAAUAUACAUUUAAAUUUAAUCAAAAUUACACUUCAAGAACCUUCAACAAUCUUUAUACUACCACGACAUUAUUAGGAAAGGGAAGUUUCGGACAAGUGUUUCUGUGUUUACCACAAUUUCCAUCACCAAAUCGUUACGCUGCAAAACUCAUCGAAAUCAAAGACAAAACAGAUUCAGAGAUUGAUUCUUUAAGACGUGAAAUAAAAAUUAUGAAUACAUGCAAUCAUCACAGAUUGGUAAAAAUUUUUAAUACAUUUCAUGAAAAUAAUUUGAUCAUGAUAGUAAUGGAAUGUAUGGAAGGCGGGGAUUUGUUUACUCUUAUUCAGCGUCGUGCUUUGAAAAUAGAAGAAACUCGUUAUGUAUUUACUCAAAUACUUGAAGGUGUGAAGCCUUCAAAUAUUCUAAUGUGUAAACAAGGUUCUCUUGAUAUUAAAAUUAUAGAUUUUGGGUUAUCUAAAAUAUUGGAUCUUGAUCAAGAAUACACCGCUACAGUUUGUGGAUCACCAGCAUUCGCCGCGCCGGAACUUUUAGCACAUUUCACAUACAGCAAAACCAUUGAUAUGUGGAGUGCUGGGGUGAUCCUCUAUAUGUGUUUAGUGAGAGAUAUCCCAUUUAAAGGAAAAGGUAAUGAAUUAAGAGCAAAUAUUGUUUUUACUCAACUUAAUUUGGACAAUUCUCCUAAUUCGCUUGCAUGGAGAAAUGUUGAUCUGAAUGCACGAGACUUGGUUGUAAAUUUAUUGGAGAAGUUUCCUAGCAAAAGAUUAACCGUGGAACAGGCAUCGGAACAUGUAUUUAUUAUUCGAGGAACACAUCAUAAUAAUGUUCAAGAAGUUAUCCAGCAGAGUCCUCCCAUCAUUAAAAGAAUGGAAAAUCCGGCAACGCAAAGUCUUCCACCAGCAAUUUUUAAUCGCGUCAACAUCGCCACUGCUAAAAUCAAGAUUCAAAAUAAUAAUAACUCUUCCAGUCUCUCCCAAAGAAAUCGUGGUUUUUUUAAAAAUAAUAAUAUCAAUUCAACAAUAAGCACAAGAUGUCAUAGUCAAUUAUUUCAACCAACAAGUUGUUCUACUUCUCCAACCACUAGUUAUUACUACUCUGAACCAAAUAACAGCUAUUACCCAUCUGAUAAAGCUAACACCAACAAUAAAUAA
Molecule: messenger RNA, 1593 nt
Organism: Entrophospora candida
Lineage: Eukaryota; Fungi; Glomeromycota; Glomeromycetes; Entrophosporales; Entrophosporaceae
Source: the annotation of a GenBank genome assembly